This is a messenger RNA of Capsella rubella, 1566 nucleotides long. RefSeq lists its product as uncharacterized. Bases 139 to 1410 code for a protein of 423 amino acids. The transcript is spliced from 11 exons. The record is from RefSeq and is a predicted model, not a curated record. Lineage: Eukaryota; Viridiplantae; Streptophyta; Magnoliopsida; Brassicales; Brassicaceae.
ACUACCGUCGGUACAACGCCGGAGUAGAAAAAAGACCAAGACUCGCCGGUAGACCACUUUCAAACAAUAACCGUUACAAUAAUAAACUUGCCCAUUCAUCCAUGGAUUCACUUUAUCACAGUUAUCAGAUUCACCGAAAUGGAUUCAGCUCUCCUUGCAUCAUCGCCGGACCUUGAAUCACCUCCUCCGGUGUUGAUUUCAACCUCGUCUUCUUCUAAUAACGUCGAAAGAGCUGAUGGUGCUCAUCAUGGUGUCUUCAAUUGGAGAGAAUUUUUCUACUCCUCCUGUCGGAACGUUUCAGAGUCAAACGUGAUCUGCUUCCUCCUGGGUCUUUAUCUCUUGUCCUUUGCGUUGUUUAUUCUGAUUGAGACUACUUACGCACCAAAGAAUGUCUGGCUUGGACCCAAUUCGUCCAUUCUUGUCGAAUCAAGCUCCAUUUUUGUCAACAGCAUUAAGGUGACGGAGCUGGAUUAUUCUAAUCCAGGGCUUCAGCUAUAUGGAUUCUACGGGUCCCCUCCCCUGGAUUGUGUUGUAAACUGGUCAGAAUCUCGAGUGUUACCUGUCCCACAUCAUUCUAACAAGGGUUGGUCAUACUACUUUAACCAAGGGACUUUUAUGAAUAUAUCAUAUAGGGUAAAACCACAAGGUUCUGCUGUUCACCUUGUGGUCGAUGAAGGAAGUCGAGGCAUCAGUAAUUCGUUUUGGGACGCCCCUACAUACCAUAACAAAUUUUGGUGGUCGAACCUAAUUGAGGGGAGUGGUAUGGUUGAAUUGGAGAUAAGUAAGUCUUCAAGUUAUUACCUUGCUGUCGCUAACUUGAAUAAUAUGAGGGAGGUAGAGGUGGAACUGACUAUUGAUGUGAGGGCUGCCUUGUAUGAUACCAAACAAUCACUCUACAACUGUACCUUCAGCAAUGGCGAGUGCACAUUGAAACUCAAUGCACUGUCCCCUGUUGGAAAUUCGGUUGUCAUAACUUCACCAGCACCGGGUCAUCAGGGAGUAUCCAUCGAAGAUGAAUGGUAUAUCAGGUUAUCAUAUGAACCUAAUGUGAUUGGAUAUGUAAUCUUCACAGGUUUGGGGAUUAGCUUCAUGCUGGUAGCUAUACGAUUCUGCAACAGGUUACAAUGCGGUGGUGAAGUGAGACAUCUAACCGAGAAUGUUUCAAGUGAUGAUUCUUUCACAAACGAUGAUGCUGAUUUAGAAGAGUUGAUGGGAAGUAAUGGUGAAACAAGUAACCGAACCAGAUGUCUCUGUGCCAUCUGUUUUGAUACUCCAAGAGAUUGCUUUUUCCUCCCAUGUGGCCAUUGCGUCUCCUGUUAUCAAUGCGGAACAAAGAUGGCUGAAGCUGCUGGGAGCUGUCCAAUAUGUCGAAGGAAAAUGAAGAAAGUGAAGCGAAUCUAUACAGUGUAAAAUGAAUGAAUGUAGCUUUCUAACAUAAAUGUUGAAUCUAUAGAGCAUUAAUAAAAUAUUUAUCAUUUAAUAUUGGAAAAAAAAACCCAAAAACAAACCCUUUUUUUCUUCUCUAUUGACAUCUUGAUGGUGUUGCCUGCCCAGUUUCACCCUUUA